Fusarium keratoplasticum is the source of this 471-nucleotide messenger RNA. Its product is annotated as MRNA stability protein. The transcript has 2 exons. Gene Ontology annotation, molecular function: protein phosphatase inhibitor activity. The record is from RefSeq and is a predicted model, not a curated record. Gene Ontology annotation, cellular component: cytoplasm. NCBI's taxonomy places the organism in Eukaryota, Fungi, Ascomycota, Sordariomycetes, Hypocreales, Nectriaceae. Bases 1 to 471 code for a protein of 156 amino acids.
AUGAACCCUCACCAGAAGAACAAGAUCGACGUCAAGUCGCUCUCCCCCGAGGAGCAGCGUCUCUUCCGUCUUUACGGCAAGCUGCCCUCCCGCUCCGACCACUUCGCCAAGCACCUCAAGGACCGAAAGUACUUUGACUCGGGCGACUAUGCCAUGUCCAAGGCCGGCAAGGGCGACGGUGUCGACGCCGGCGCCGUCGGCUCUCAGCACCCCGUCCCCGAGAACAUCCCUCACCUCUCGUCCCCCAUCAACGGCUCAGGCAACGUCCCCAAGCACGCCCACCACGGCUCCAUCCCCGGCAUCCAGGCUGGCAGCCCCAUCAAGGAGAGCAGCUUCCUCAAGAGCGAGACCAGUGCCGAGGAGGGCCAGGCUGACGGCGCCGCGGCCGAAGCCGACAAGGACAAGAACGCCGAUGCUGCCGUUCCCGAGCCCGUUGCUGCCAGCGGCGAGGCCAUCCCCAUCCGACGAUAG